Neohortaea acidophila is the source of this 936-nucleotide messenger RNA. RefSeq lists its product as uncharacterized. The record is from RefSeq and is a predicted model, not a curated record. NCBI's taxonomy places the organism in Eukaryota, Fungi, Ascomycota, Dothideomycetes, Mycosphaerellales, Teratosphaeriaceae. Gene Ontology annotation, molecular function: zinc ion binding; ubiquitin protein ligase activity. The coding region runs from base 1 to 936 and encodes 311 amino acids. The transcript has a single exon.
AUGGGUUUGGACAAUUCAGACAGCUGGCAACCUUCGCGUCAUCAUUAUGAUGCCAGUGGCUCUAGUGCAUCGACACAGGCCCAAUCCAACUCGCGCAAACGCAAAGCGGACACAUCGCCACCCUUCAACCCCAAGGGUAAAGAAGUCGUAGAUCUCACAGAAGACACGCCACCAAAGAAGCGCAGUAAGGCAGCAGAACCAAGCGAGGAAAAGAGGCUUAGGAGAUUCCGCCACGCUGCUCCCAAAACCUAUCAUGAUGUCCGACAUCGCGCUCUGAACCAGCGCAUGUUUGUUCUGGACCGCCAGCGAAGAACGACCAAUUCUGGUGAGCACCCAAUCGAGCAGAUACAGCUGGCAGGCACUACGGGCAACGUCUACACCAUCACCAUCGACAAGGUACCCAGUUGCAAUUGUCCGCACGCACUAAAAGGCAAUCAAUGCAAGCACGUCAUCUACGUACUGGCCAGAGUAUUGCGCGUGCCUUGGGAACUCGAAUACCAAGUUGCAUUCUUGACAUCUGAGCUCCGCUCCAUCUUCGCUCAGGCGCCAGCUCUGCCGGAGGAGCAGGGGAAGGAAUCAGAGGAGGAUGGAAAGCGGAAAGCCCUGGAGGGCGAAUGCCCAAUCUGCUGUGAGGACUUUGAAACCGAGAACACGGCCGAGGCAGUGGUGUACUGCAAGGCGUCGUGUGGUAACAACAUCCACAAGCAGUGUUUUGAGCAGUGGGCGGCUACGAAGAGUGGACAAGUAGUGACUUGUCCUUUUUGUCGGGCGAAGUGGGAAGGGGAUGAAGAUACGCUGAAGAAGGUCGUGCAGAUGGGCAGACCGAAUCAGGAGGGCUACGUGAAUGUCGCGAGUCAGCUGGGGUUGUCUGGGCGGAGGGACUACUCGACAUAUAAUGACUUUUGGAUGAGGAGGCAAUUUGGAUACAGCUUUUGA